Molecule: messenger RNA, 1224 nt
Organism: Tripterygium wilfordii
Lineage: Eukaryota; Viridiplantae; Streptophyta; Magnoliopsida; Celastrales; Celastraceae
Product: zinc finger protein CONSTANS-LIKE 7-like
Exons: 3
Coding region: 154-1038 (294 amino acids)
Biological process (GO): regulation of DNA-templated transcription
Cellular component (GO): nucleus
Molecular function (GO): protein binding
Source: RefSeq, a predicted model, not a curated record
CACCCAUUUCUUUCCCUGUAAGUCCAAGAAUUCAAGUCUCGUGUCACAAUAAACCAACCUCAACUCUUGUUUCCUCUCUGUCUGACUGUCUCCAGAGAAAAAAACACACACAUUAACUUAGCAGUAAGAAGAUCACUCCUCCUGCUCUAUGAAAUGAAAGCUAUCAAGAAAACCAGAAAAGCCGCUCCUCGAAAGACCGGCACCAAGGCCCGGAAGAAGAAGCCCAAGUACCUGAGUCUACGCCUCCAACUCUCCCCACAAACCGACUCACCACCAAGACCCGCACCUGUGACACGUCAACGGCGCAGGCAAGAACAACGCCAGCAGAUCCCGGUUUUCACGGAUGACAUGCACGAUGAUCACGUGGCCAUGCUCUUCGACACCUCCACCGACAACAGCCUCCAAGGCAUUAUUCUUGAAAACUCCACCACCACCACCACGGGGCGGGAGGAGACAUUAUCGCCAUACGCGUGCGUGGAGGAGGAGGGGUCGCGGCUUGUACGGACGGCGAUGAGGUGUAAGGAGAGGGAUACGAGUGAGGAGAAGUGGGUUUGUUAUGCCGAAGUGGUGGAAGAGAUCAAGAAGGAGCAGGAGGAGGUCAGUAGUUGUUGUUGUGCUACUGAUCAUCAUGAUUCAUGGUGGCAAGAUCUAGAUCAUCACAGGAGAAGUAGUAGCGGUGGGCCCAGCACCUCCUUGGUCUUGAAGCUCGAUUAUAAAGAGAUAUUGAAUGCUUGGUCGGAUAGGGGCCCACUUUAUGUUGAUGAACAAGUCGUCCCUGAUCUGCAUGACCCAAACAAUGCAUCAACAGAGUGUUUGGGAAGUGUAGGGAACUUAUGGAGUGUUUCGGAGGUUGGCAGCACCAAACUGAAAGAGGAAGGCUGGAAGGUGGUGCAAAGAGAGGCAAGCAUGUUGAGAUACAAGGAAAAGAGGCAAAACAGACUCUUCUCUAAGCGAAUUCGAUAUCAAGUCCGAAAGCUCAACGCCGAGAAGCGACCUCGCAUCAAGGGUCGUUUUGUGAAGAGAAGUGGAGAAGACUGAAGAUUUCAGAGUUUUGGACAUAAUAUUAUAUUGCUCUAUGUGGAACCUUGUUCUUUCAAUAGCUUAAUUGGGUUCCUGCCUAUCCCCUCUUUUGUCCAUUUUGUCUUAUCCAUGAUAUGGACUAUACUCACUGUAUGAGUGAGCACUCACAUCAGUUGCUGUAAAAUUGAAUCUGUAGGUAAAAUA